CAUCUCUCCCCAGUCGAAUCUACUAAUCUACUAAUCUACGAACCCCCCACUGGUAUACCCGCAAUGACAGCUGGCCUCAAGACCGUCAUCCUCCUCUCGUUUGUGCUGGCAGCCGGCUUCCUGCUGGUCAUACUUUCUUGUGCCCUUUGGGCCAACUGGCUUCCCCUCCUUGUCGCUCUCACUUUCAUCCUCGCGCCAUUCCCCAACUGGAUCGGUUCUAGAUGCGCCUCGGCGGACGAAAUCUCGCCAGAGUACAAUUCCGCCUACGUUGACUUUGGAAGGUUCCUCACGGGAAUGCUCGUAACGACCGGCCUCUCCCUCCCCCUCCUCCUAGCCCACUCGGCCCUCAUCCAACCCGCAGCAUGCUGGAUGUCCAUUGCCGGCGGUGGUUUGGUCUAUGGCACGAUCCUGGUGUACGCUGGAUGGUUCGGAGGCAACAACGAGGAUGAGUUCUAGAGUAGGCCGUGAAGACUCGCAGGCGCUUGUAUGCACCAAUAUUAGACGGGACGCUAUACAGAGAAUGGGUAGAAAUAGUGGAGUUGCAGCCUCAAGCAACUAACGCACGCGCCGCAUUUUACAUCUCUG
This is a messenger RNA of Cryptococcus amylolentus CBS 6039, 585 nucleotides long. RefSeq lists its product as hypothetical. The record is from RefSeq and is a predicted model, not a curated record. NCBI's taxonomy places the organism in Eukaryota, Fungi, Basidiomycota, Tremellomycetes, Tremellales, Cryptococcaceae. Gene Ontology annotation, biological process: late endosome to vacuole transport via multivesicular body sorting pathway. Gene Ontology annotation, cellular component: endosome; Vps55/Vps68 complex. The transcript has 4 exons. The coding region runs from base 64 to 456 and encodes 130 amino acids.